UAAGGUGAACUUAUUCAACCUCAGGCAAUUUGUUAGAUCACUUUAUUGUUGUUGCAGGUAUAAAAUGGGGAAAAGGCAAACAUACAACUGAGGCGCAUCAUGUAGGAUAAUAUGGUCUGUUUGGGUUACGUUAGCGUGACUUUAUGAGUUUAUGUCAGCAUCAAUAAGAUAUAUUUUAGAUCAAUUACAGUCUCAAGACACCCCAUGGGAAAUGUUUAAGGGGUCGUUGAAUGGGGCGUCAUGGGCCCCAUCACCAACCUGAGAAUUCACACCUUAAAUCCACUCCUCCUGGCACCCCAUUGGCGGAGCGAUCUCUUAUAUCUCGUUACUCGUCAUCACCGGGAGGAUGACAGCGGUCUUCGAGCAUAGUACAAAACAUCAACAUGAAACCAUGCGUUUUAGCCAAGUGGACCCUCGUUUCCAGCUAUGCUCAAAUCCGCCGGAGAGCGAGCACGGAGAGCAUAUGACCGAGGUGCGCUCCCCCAGUUCGGAACGCUCCAGUCCCCUGUCUGUCCACUCGGAGUCCAGCUGCGCCAGUCCAGAACCUAAGUCGGCCCCAGCGCAGCAGAGGGUCAGGAGGCCGCUAAACGCCUUCAUCAUCUGGACCAAAGAGGAGCGCAGACGGCUGGCGCAGCUCAACCCAGACCUGGAGAACACGGAUCUCAGCAAAAUACUUGGAAAAACAUGGAAGGCUAUGCCCUUAGCUGAGAAGCGCCCAUACAUGCAGGAGGCUGAACGCCUGAGGGUCCAGCACACGAUUGAUUAUCCCAACUACAAGUACAGGCCCCGUCGGAGGAAGCAGCUAAAGAAGAUCCCCAAGACCCAGUCUGCAGAAUCCACUCCACUCAGCAGCUCCAGCUUCAACAUUCCGUACAACCUCACCUAUCUGCUCCAGAACCACCAGCAGCGGGCUUUCCAGAACUCAACUCCUUUCCCACAUUCAUCCCUGCAUUCUAACAGAUACAUAAACCCAGCAGUUGCUGACUCUGAAGGAGCCACAACAGCAGACAGUUUAUCAAGCAACGCUGUUGUGUACUCAAAUCCUCCUGCGUACCAGCCUGAGCUGCAGGCGUACUUUAGCUCCCAGCACGGACACAUGCAGCAUGGUUUCUCCUCUUCCUCAGGUCCUCUCAUGGACCAGAGGGAAUCCAGGGUCUACGGGCUCCAGCAUUGCCCAACAGGGCCCUCAUUUGAGUUUUACUUAGAGCAGGUUCAGCUGGACAUGCUGUAUGAUUUGGACCGCAGCGAGUUUGAACAGUACCUCGGUCCAAAACAGCACGGGUCGGAGCUAGCAGAGCACAGCAGCUACAGAGGAUACUCUGUGUAAUAAAUCUGCUCAGUGUGGUGUAUUUAU
This is a messenger RNA of Girardinichthys multiradiatus, 1354 nucleotides long. RefSeq names its product SRY-box transcription factor 32 (gene sox32). The record is from RefSeq and is a predicted model, not a curated record. NCBI's taxonomy places the organism in Eukaryota, Metazoa, Chordata, Actinopteri, Cyprinodontiformes, Goodeidae. Gene Ontology annotation, biological process: cell differentiation; regulation of DNA-templated transcription; anatomical structure morphogenesis. Gene Ontology annotation, molecular function: RNA polymerase II cis-regulatory region sequence-specific DNA binding; DNA-binding transcription factor activity, RNA polymerase II-specific. Bases 347 to 1327 code for a protein of 326 amino acids. The transcript is spliced from 2 exons.